Molecule: messenger RNA, 1161 nt
Organism: Leptopilina heterotoma
Lineage: Eukaryota; Metazoa; Arthropoda; Insecta; Hymenoptera; Figitidae
Exons: 6
Coding region: 1-1161 (386 amino acids)
Source: RefSeq, a predicted model, not a curated record
AUGUCUCAAUCCAAAUCCCCGGGUAAACUUGAAAUUUACGAGUAUCAAAUAGUCAAAUUUGAUGAUGAAUCGGUGGAUGUGUUGCCGAAUGUUUGGAUCAAAUACGAUUAUAAUUCUGGUUGCAUGACCGCCAAAUACAUGUCUCCUCCAUAUAAUGAAAGUUGUUUAAAAACAUUGAAUCGAAUGAUACAAUUGAAAAUACCACCGUCUGUGGACCCUGUUCUUUCUUGGCCUUAUUAUAAUAUUUCCUUAAUAGGUCAAGCCAAAAGUUUAGAAGAAGGUGAAGAGAAGAUAAGACUUUUCCAUUCAACGUACAAUCGAAAAAGGGUAGUUUUUACUGAAGAUUCGGAUUACACACCUGAGGAAAAAGCGAAGAAAAUAGAGGAAAAAUUUCGACAAAUGCAGCAAAAUAAUAAUGUUGAUAUAUUAAAAGUUCAACGAAUAGAAUCUGAUACAUCAAAUUCAAGUCAUGAGUCUUCAGAAGGCGAAAAUGAUUGUGAAAAUUUGUUUAAAAAGAAAAAAAAACAGAUUGUUUAUGUUGGUAAAAAAACUACGAAGUCUAAUAAUGGAAAAAGAAAAAGAUCUAGUUCCAGUGACGAAAAUGAUAAUACCGAUAUUACAUUAUCUUCUUUAAGUGGAGUCCUUCAAAAAAAUAGCUCAAGUCCUACAUCUAUAAAAAAUGAUAAUAAAAGAAGUGGAAAUGUAGACGGUGUUAAUAUAAAUUCGUUAAAAAAUAAAAACUUUGGAGAAGAUGCUUUUUUUGAAAAAUUAAAUCAAAUUUCUUCUGAAAAUCGAGCUAUUAGUCAACAAGUAAAAGAAUUUGAUUAUGAAUUAUCAGAAGCCAUGACUAGAAUGAGGCGUAUUGAACAAAUGCUGGAAACAGUCUUAGAAAAAAUGGGGAUGCAAACAAAUAGAGGUUUUGCAGUGGACAAUAAUUUAAACUUGCCAUUUGAAGAAUAUGAAGAGUUUAAAGCAUUUGAUGAAAAGUUGUUUACAGAUCAAGAGUUUCAGAAAAAUUUUGUGAAUGCUGUUACAAUGUCUCACUUUGAUCAAAGAACCAAAAAGAACAUAUCGGAGAAAGCUGUAAGUGAUGGGAUUGGAAUUGUUCUUUCGAAUGUAAAGGAUUGGGAAGGAGGAAGAAAGAUGCGAAAAACUGCCUAA